GAGGGCAUGUUCAGGAGCGUUUUAUUUUGUAUAGGAGUUUCAAAGUAGAACUGGAACUGAAACAUUCACAUCCCCAGCAGAGCGUUUUGUUUUAUAAUUUCGAACAGCUUUGUUUUAAAAUUUAAAACUUUUAUACGACGCCGUUCUAUUUGUUGCUGAUUUUAAAACACAUUUAGAACUGUGUUUUAAAUACUUGCAAAGUUUUCAGCACAGACACUUAGACUCGAUACACUGGGGAAAAAUAAAUUUGAAUGCAGUAACGCUGAAGGCAUGGCGAGACAUGAAUUUUAAAUUGAAUAGAACAUCCGCUAAAACUGCUGCUGGGGAGAGCAAGUUCUAGUUUUAAAAUUUUCAGUUUUAUAUUAUAGAACUGUUAAAAUUAUGAAUCUAGAACUGAAACAUUCCUGAACAUGCUCUUAGGGGCAAACGUAAAAGCGAGUUAUUGACGGAAGAAAAAGUAAAAAAGGAUACUCUCAUUUGCACUUAGGCCUUUUUCAUGUGUUUAUCUAGAAAUGUAUAAUUUCGUUAGAUAAUAUCAAAAAUAUAUUUUUCUUGUGGUUUACAAACUAAACUAUUACGACUAGCACUUGCUGAAUACAGUAUUUCACAGAAGGUGACUGAUGCAUCACUAGUUCUUUUUGACGAUACGGGAUUGAAGGAAAUAGGUAUCACCGCAAAAGGGCCUCGCAUGCUAAUAUUAUCGAUAAUUGAUUCACUGAAAGAUAAUCAGCAAUCGCGCCAAAGUGAUGGUAAUGCUGGAACCAAUAUUAUUAGCACUGCAGAAGAGAACCUGCGAGCUCUGCUAAUAAAUGAUAUAAAAUUCCGUUGCGUUGUGUAUAAUAAGUUGGAUAAAAUGAUAUUACCAAAUGAUGCAGAACUCCGGUGGAUGAUUCGAAUUUUAUGCGCAUCGUUCGAAAGAUUGAUCUACGAUAAAAAAGGGUACCCAACAUGUGAUGAACAAUGGAGGCUCGCUAAAACCAUUAUACGCACGUUUCCGGUAUUAAAAGAGUCCAGAGUCAACGGCAAUGCGCCAUCAGAGUCUGCUUUCUUCUGGUGGCAUAGUGGCAAUGAAAAAGGACCCCAUUCGGGUUAUAUUUAUCAUCGAGUUCGCAACAUGAUCAAAGCAUUACCUAAAGAGUUGAAAAAGUACCAAAGAAUUUCUGGACCCGAGGUGGCAAAUUCAGUUUCAAAUGCAAUCCUGGAAAAAGCAACUCAACUAUCGACAGUCAUGGCUUCCUUAGAAAAAUACAACGAGAUUAAGCAGGGAAUGGACGAAUGCUUCCCGCUGCACAAAUUAUUACUCAAAGAAAAAAAAGGUACCAAAGCUAUCAUCCAAACAUUUCCACAUAUAACAUCGUUCAAAGGAAGGAUGAUCCAUGCCGCAUUCUACCGUUUGAAUCCUACCGUUGCAAAAGAUAUUGAUUUCACACCCAUUUUGUCCCAAGGGUUGCUUCUACUUCCAAACAGCUUCAAGGAAGUUGAGGACGUUCAUCUAAGAGGAUUGCUCAGAAUUUUCGCAAGCUUGUCUAAAAAAGGAGUUCACGCAUCUGGUGAUAUGGUCUGGGAUUCGCCAGAACAACUCUAUGCUGCACCUGUCAUCCAGUGGACGCAGAACUUGACUGAUUAUUUGGCACUGGCAGAGCUAACGCCGCAUCUGGUUUGCGAAGCCGACAAGUUUAAAACAGGAACAUACAGUGUUCUUAUGGAUGGGGUGAUCAUAAUGACGGACUCGUCCAUCAGAAACGUCAUUGACACGUUCUUCAAGGCCUUCUUUGUCUUUGGGGUACCAGUUCCGGCACGGCUUUUAAUGUUAGAAGAACUAAUGUCCAUACUUGUGUAUAAAACGCGGAAUCAAAGCUCACGCAAAACAGUAAAUCAAAUUGCAAUGUCCAUAAAUGAAACAUUAAAUGCUCAGCUUGUUUAA
This is a messenger RNA of Topomyia yanbarensis, 1924 nucleotides long. RefSeq lists its product as uncharacterized. The transcript has 8 exons. The coding region runs from base 689 to 1924 and encodes 411 amino acids. NCBI's taxonomy places the organism in Eukaryota, Metazoa, Arthropoda, Insecta, Diptera, Culicidae. The record is from RefSeq and is a predicted model, not a curated record.